CACCCCAGAAUACCAAGCCACAUAUCACUCGACCAUGUGAUAUGCCGCGGAAAUGCAACCAGCUCAUUUCUCAAUCCUUCCUCUCUCUUGUCGCGCGUAGUAUUUGACCAUGAGGGAUCCGCAUGGCUUUGGGAUGGGUAGCCUGGAUUUGCUCACCUUACACUCGUUGGAUAGAUUCCUCUCCCAUGGUUGGCGCUGGCAGUCAACCCGUCCCCUCGUUUGCUUUUUAUAUUGAAUUGAAAGCGUAGUAUGGCUGGUUUCGUGCCGCCAACGUCGCUUCAAACUAAUGGUCCAUUGCCGCCUUCACCGGAAUUUCUGGCAGAGACUAUAGGGCCACACCUGAUAGCUGCGAGUUGCGUGUUCAUCGUCCUGUCGACUGCGUUCGUUGCACUCAGAUAUUGGGCACGGUACCUGACGCAUACGAAGUUCGGGAUCGAAGAUGUCCUCAUUCCAUUUGCAUGGCUCGCUGAGGUGGGACUCUGCAUCACUGGAAUCGUAAUGGUGGAAACCGCGGGGACCGGCCGGCACUUAGCCUACGUCGUGACGCAAGACGAAUCUAUGAUUAUAGAGCAUUUCAAAGGAACAAUGCUCUGCGAGAUCCUCCACUUCCCUGCCGUGGCCAUCCCAAAACUCUGCGUCGUCAUUCUGUACCUUCGCAUCUUCACGGAAAAGUGGGCUCGCCGUGCAACCUGGAUGCUGAUUUACGUCAUCGGCGCGACAUGGCUGUCGUACACCAUCGCGACGAUGUUCCAAUGCGUUCCUUUCGCCUUCAAUUGGAACAAGAAUAUUCCAGGUGGUCGGUGCUUCAAUGUGAAGGCCUUCGCGACGAGUAGUAGUGUGCCUAAUAUUGUGACUGAUGUCGCGGUGCUGGUGCUCCCAGUCAAGACGAUUAUGGAGUUGAAGAUAUCGAAGGGCAGGCGGUGGGGCCUUAUGUGUAUAUUUUUGACAGGUGGUAUUGGGAUCGUGGCGUCUAUUGCUAGAACUGUUGUUUUUGGGAGGGUUGAUCCAUUGGAUGAUCCUACUUUCAAAACCGUUGAACUCAUCACCUGGACAAUCGUUGAGCCGGGUCUCUAUCUUUUCGCGGCCUGCGCGCUAUCUUUCAAACCUCUGUUCCGCAUGGUCGCGAGAGGUCUUCAUCUGGACAGGCUCGUCACGUCUACCCGCACAACGUACGCCGGCCGCAAGACAGGAAAAGGUCGGACGAUAGGUGUACCAGCUAGUGACGAUGGUGGUAUUCAAUGUGACACGCCUGAGUCCUCACAUCAGGAAUUCCGUCAACUCGAACCGCUGAAGGGACUAGGAGAUGGAGAUUUGGAAAUGGGGUGGAAGGAGGGCGACGAUGAGGUAAGUACCAUCGCUGAGACAGACACGACGUCUGAUAAGGAUGUAAGAGUUGAUAGAGUGAGGUUCGAAGAUAGUGGUGAACUUCGAGAUGAGAAGAUGGUUGUAUAAUUACAGAUGUACCUAUACCAUGAAAAGGAUGUGUGGCUGGCGUAAAGCCCAUCUAGAUAUCCAAGGCGCCACCAGGUGGGAAAUUUCGUUCUCCCAAUCUUUGAAGAAUAUGAAAAUGGGCUGCUUGAUGCCGAAGAAUGUGUAUCCAUCAAUGCUGCGGAGUGACUCAUGUAGCCGUUGGUUCUAGGA
This is a messenger RNA of Aaosphaeria arxii CBS 175.79, 1641 nucleotides long. RefSeq lists its product as uncharacterized. Lineage: Eukaryota; Fungi; Ascomycota; Dothideomycetes; Pleosporales. The record is from RefSeq and is a predicted model, not a curated record. The transcript has 3 exons. The coding region runs from base 250 to 1452 and encodes 400 amino acids.